AUGGCGUUCGCGGCGGCGAGAAUGAUCCUUAAGGACAAGCGACGGAAGGCCAGCAAAGAGGACUUCGCGCCACGAAAUAGGAGCAAGGCCCGCAGCGCCAGUACAAGUAGCUUUAGAAGCCUGAGCCAGGCUCGCAACAAACCAGCCGACGGAGUUGGCCAUGUGAACCAGAAGGGCUCGGCGGGUCAAAAGGCGCCGCUUGCAGCCGGGCAAAAGGUGGCGCCUGGUGGAAAAGUUGCCGCGAAACCUGCUCAGAAACCCACUGCUCAGAAGGGACAAGUGAAAGUUACACCCAAGGCAGCCUCCGUGAAGACUGGCAAGAACAAAAAGAAGGGCCAGAGACAGCAGUACGAUCUCAUCGUCACUAUCAACUUGUCUGAAUAUGGACUCACGGAGGAUCAAGUGGCCGAAUUCAAGGAGGCGUUCAUGCUCUUCGACAAGGACGAGGAUGGCACUAUCACGAUGGCGGAACUCGGCGUGGUCAUGCGAUCUUUGGGACAGAGGCCGUCCGAAACGGAACUACGAGAUAUGGUGAACGAGGUGGAUCAAGAUGGCAACGGCACCAUCGAGUUCAACGAGUUCUUGCAGAUGAUGUCGAAGAAGAUGAAGGGUGCCGAUGGAGAACACGAAUUGCGCGAGGCAUUCAGGGUAUUCGACAAGAACAACGACGGCCUGAUCUCGUCGAAAGAGCUGCGACACGUGAUGAUGAACCUCGGUGAGAAAUUGUCGGAGGAAGAAGUAGACGACAUGAUCAAGGAAGCGGAUCUAGAUGGCGACGGAAUGGUGAAUUAUGAAGAAUUCGUGACAAUCUUGACGUCGAAGAAUUAGUUCGGUCGAGAAGUAAUCCAGCUGCCGGAAGUCUUCGUCGAAGAACGGAAUCAAACACGUGAAGUCCCUCUCCAAGAUCGUAGCAGGACGGUCAUCCUCUCGAAUCCCACCAUUGAAGACAUGGCUGAAACGUCUUCGAAGGUAGCGAGAAAAGGAAGACUUGGUUCAAUCAGCUUUUGGCGCACAGCUUUUUCCUCAUGCGAGGGUAAGUGGUACCGGAAGACUGAGAAACGUGUCUCGAGUGGUGGGAUGACGGGUGACGCGGCGGUAAAUCUCGCAGGGAUGAGAGAGAACGAAUAAGGGAAAAUGAAGGGUGACUUCCGCAGUUGCACACGCAUACACGCAUACACACCUCGCUCCUUCGAAUUAACUUUACAAGUAUAAGCUAGCGAAACGACAUUAUACGUGAAAACGAAAAAAAAAAAACAAAAAAAAAACAAAAAACGAGUGAGGUGCUCGCUCCCGAAACAAUCAACUGAGCUUUGUUUAGCGUUUACCUACCUACUACUCUCUAUUAAUGCUAUACAACGUCGUUAUUGAUAUUGUUAGGAAUGAAAUCUGAAACCUUCUCCAUUCUUCACCGAUCUCAUUUACACGAUACUUCUUGGCAGCGACGAUUUCAGGGAUCGUUCGAACGUGGAUCGUCCUGCACGCAAUAUUGAUGCAAUAUUUCGUGGAAAUGUAUAAACGGUGGAGGAUCGGAGUGGUCAUUGUUGAACGAAUAGUGCUAUUAUCGAGGCACGGUUAACGAUGUUUGCCGAAUAUAUCGCGGGGAUAACGUUGACACAGCAUUGGAUCAAUAUUGAUGCGAUUGGAUUGAGAAAUGACGUGUUUCGUCUAUUUGGAUCCGCGUCGAAACGAUCGAGAAACUCGUCGUCCCUUUCACAUUUUGUCGUUCGAUCGGUAUUGUUCCUCCAAUUUCGUAGACUCGCUUGUGAACGAGACGAAUCCCCCCUCCCGACUCGUUGUCGAGUCGAUCUUUCAGGUGUCAUCAACUAUCAUUAACAUUCUGGCCGCGGGACUCGACGCGAGAUAGCUCUAUAACGAUCUGUCUUCAAAUUUAGAUGAAUGUCGUUGGCAAGUACUUAGAUUAGUCUUAACGAUGCUCGUGGCAGAAUUUUUAGACGCAUGUCAUGGAUGCAUGCCAGAAUGCGAACGCUGGAAAAAAGAAACAAGAAUCGAAGUAAACAGCAAGCAGUAGCCGAUUUUUUCCGUAAAUGUUUACAACAACACACAUCGUAGGACGUUUGUCGAUGGUUUCAGUUGUCGAACGUUUUUCUAUCCCUUGUGUUUUUGUCAACGCUCGAAAAGUAAACAGAGAAUCUGGUGAGUGUACCGCCCUUGUUGUUAGCCCCAAGACGCGAGCUUCGAUCCUCUGUGUCAGCUCUCCCUGUACCGAACACACACCGUCCGCCAGAAAGCACCUCGACAUUUUCGAUCCCGACACCCACCAUGCCAACUGUAAUAAUACGUCGUGCACCCUUUAGAUCCUUAAGAUAAGAAGCCGCAGCCGUAGGUCGCGAAUAGAAGGUAGUUAAUUAGCAGCAUAGA
Molecule: messenger RNA, 2379 nt
Organism: Habropoda laboriosa
Lineage: Eukaryota; Metazoa; Arthropoda; Insecta; Hymenoptera; Apidae
Product: calmodulin-A-like
Exons: 8
Coding region: 1-828 (275 amino acids)
Cellular component (GO): myosin II complex
Molecular function (GO): calcium ion binding
Source: RefSeq, a predicted model, not a curated record